Messenger RNA from Pristis pectinata (smalltooth sawfish), 4509 nucleotides. Its product is annotated as EF-hand calcium-binding domain-containing protein 5-like. The coding region runs from base 271 to 4509 and encodes 1412 amino acids. The transcript has 19 exons. Gene Ontology annotation, molecular function: calcium ion binding. Lineage: Eukaryota; Metazoa; Chordata; Chondrichthyes; Rhinopristiformes; Pristidae. The record is from RefSeq and is a predicted model, not a curated record.
GAGAGUGCAUCUCCUGCAGCUGAAGCUACUGCCCAUGUAACAGAUGAAGAAGCCAGGAGAAAACUUCAUUUCCUGUCCAAAAGGAGUGUUUCUCUUGCAGCUGAAGUUACAGAUCAUGCACCAGAUGAAGAAGCUGUGAACAAGUUCCAGAUAAGAUCAAAUAGGAGCAGUUCUCUUGUACCUGGAAUAAUUGAUCGUGUGGCUGAUGAAGAUGAUACUGGCAAAUUUAGUGAAGUUUCAGCAAGCAGUGCUCCUCAUGUAACUGCAGUAAUGACAGGCGCAGCAGAUAAAGACAACAGGAACAAAUUUCACAAAGCUUCAAAGGGGAGUGUUUCCCUUGCAAGUGGAGUAACUGAUCAUGGAGCAAAUGAAGAUGAUAGGGAAGACUUUAUUGGAAUAUCAAGGCCAAGCAUCUCUAUUGACAUAGAAGCAAUUAAGAAUGAAACACAUGAAGAUCAGAGUGGAAGAUUUCCUUUAGCUUCAAAGAGAAGUGCUUCUAUUGCCGGAGUAAUUGACCAUGCUCCAGAAGAAGAUUUCACUAAAAUUGUCAUGCAAUCUACAAAGAGGAGUUAUUCCCUAGGAAGUGGGGCAGCUGCAGCUGAAGACAGACAUAAAGGUUCUAAAGCUGAAGAAAGAAAGGUAUCCAUUUCAAGUACUGCACCAGAUGUUCAUGCCACUGGAACUGACACUAACAAAAUAACUGUUGAAUCUGUAGGUCGUUCUAGUGUGCACCGUGUUCCUAAAUCUCCAAGGACCAGAUCUUCCUUUAGCGUACAUGAUCCAUCUGAACCACUUAAAGCUAAACUUGAAGCUAAAAGGGCUUCUUUUCAGACUUCAGUAAUUGAAGGCUUUUCAAUACGUGAUGCCGACGAAGAUGAUGAGGAUGAAGGAGCAAAGAAUCUUUGGAAGAGGAUGUUUGAACGGAAAGUAGCAAAGCGAGUGCUUAAUAUACAGGAACAGAAAACAGUGAUUUUGCAGAAACGUAAAAAUGAAAAAGCUAAUUUGGAAAAAAAGAUCCCAAUGGAUUUGUUGGCGAAGGAAUGGUUCAAUGAAAAUAAAGUGACAGUGCAGACCCAUAUAUACCUUCUGGAAAAACUGUUGCCUACUCUAAUUCUUGGUCUAGAAAGCCUGUUAAAAGAAGUUGAAAAAAGGCAUUUAACCAUCUUGGAGAGACCACAUCCUUACUUUAACCCUAUCAAUUUCCUUGCACAGUUUCUGAUGAGGAAUAAUCCUUGCCACCGCAACAUUCCAGAAGAUGAUUCAUAUUUACUUGGCUUGCAACAUGUGACCCAAGACCUGAAAAAUCAUCUCACUGACAUUAAAGAUAACAGGCUUUUCUAUCUAAAAGUAGAAACAAAACAGAGGCAAAGGAAAAGAGAACAACAGGAAAAAAUUUACGCAGCCAAUCAAGAGCAAAGAAGAGAAAAACUACGAGUGCAUUUCAGAGAAUGGAUGCUGAGCACGAAUGGAAUUGUGCUCCUUAGUUUGGUUCAAAGUGUUUUGGUUUCCUUUUCGGAGGCUUUUGCUGACUACCUUUUUGAAACAUUUGAAGCUUUGACAGUCAGCAAUGCUGGGGACAGACCUCUGCUGGCUAUCAACAACUUUCAAGAGUACUUUGGUAUUUUGGGACAAGGCUUUUCCAUUUCAUCAGUUGAAUACCCAUCAUCGCUCAAGGACUCAUCACUCAACUCAGGAUGCUCUGAGCAGCAAGGCCAGCCCUCUGCAUCUAGCUCAAGUGCUGCAAAGCUCUGUUAUCUCAUUCCUGAGGCUUUGCACUGCAAAAGUUUAGACAGAAAGAAAUUUACUGAUUAUCAAGUGUUUUUAGCCAGUGAUAAAUUCGUAUUGGCUCAGAGAUACAAGUAUGUGUACUCUUACAUCAAGGGACUCUCCGAUGGCCCUUUCGCAGAUUUCCUCGUAUAUCUUUCCCACAGCUCAGACUUUUUCCUUCACAAAGGACAAAAGGUUUGGUGGAGGCAACGAUUUACAGAGCUGUUCCUGGAAUGUGAUGUUGGAAAGUCUGGACUUCUGAAUAGGAAGAGGAUUCUCUCUUUGUUUGAAGAAUUCUAUGAUCAGCACGCGGGCUUACAUAAAAGUGAAUUGCACAACCCAAGGGAAUGGCCUAUCAUUGAGCUUGAUGAAAUGGAACCAGCAGACUUUAUGCUUGGCUUUGGAAAUGACUACAUCAAUACUCAAGUACCAACACAUCCACCUACUGAAGAGGAGGCAUCAACUGGCCAGAAGCAAGCAGAUGUAGCUGACCAGUUGCUAUUACACAGAGGCUUAGAUGAUGGAGCCACUGAAAAAGACUAUGUGGAAGAAACUGGAGAUCCUGCACCAGCAAAGUUGACACCACAGAGUUUAGCAGCAAGGUUUGAUUUGACAACUGUUAUAUUAGAUCUCCAAGCCCAUAGUCUUUAUCUGAAUACAAGUCCCUUUAAAAGGAAUUUCAUAAACAGUUGUCAAUUUGUUCAGCUGAUGGAAAUAUUUGUGGGAAACGCUACUAAGCCUUCACCUAAAGAAAACCUGAUAAACUUUAUUAAGGAGAGAUACAAAGAGACCAAAGAGGAAAAAUUAGAAAACUUAGCUCAGGUAUAUCAUGAAGCCCUGAAAAAGACGCAUAAGAUAAUCCUGGAUGCACUGUUUGAGAAAUGGGAUAAUGAUGUCUCAGGGUACAUUGACCUAAGAGAGCUAGCUGAAGUCAUAAGCAAAUACAAAGAUGGAACGGAAAAGAAAUCCUUAAAAAAAGCACAUCACAAGCUGAAACUCUACCGCAAGUACAAUUCAGACAAUCCCACUCUGACAAAGAGGGAGUUCAAUGUAUACAUUGAAACAAUUGUAGCCGAAAUCUCUGGCAAGGAAGACGAUUUUGAUGGACUGGUAACAUUCCUCACAGCCAGAAGUGAACAGAAUUGCAUGGAGCGAGCACGGCGUAGAGCCAGGAGAAGGUGGUUCUAUGAUAUCAAACGAGCAGCAGAGACCUCCAGCUGCAAUAUGGAAGUUGUUUUUAAAUCUGUUUUCCAAGUUCUUUAUAAGGAUUCAGAAGCACAUGGUGGGAAUAAGAAAAUAAGUGCAUCCAUUGCCCUGUUGAGGCAUAAUUAUCACAGGCCAGAGAGGGGUGAAUUUUUCUUGCACUAUGUGGCUUGCACUUUGGAAGAUGCACCAUUUGUCUUGAACCAGGCACUCUACAGAGACAUGGGUGUAAGUUUUGCUGCAAUUGAUGAAGGGAAACCACUGCACAUCUACAGAGUUCAGGAUCAUGGCAAGGUUCAUUUUUGGAAUUGUCAUCGGGAGAGAACAGAAGGAUCAUUCCUGGUGAUCCCAGUGAAAGAUCAGCACAACAGAGUGUUUGGAGUCCUGGGUAUUGACACACUGAGAGACGAAUGUGGGAAGGUUUUCGCUGCUCAUGAGAUCAAUUUUCAUCAGGGUGUUGCAAAGGCAUUUAGUAUCGCCUAUCACCAUGUUCAAGUUCGGAAUAGCAUCCUCAAAGCUGUGGACAGUGCUAUGAUGUGGCUUUUUAACAUCACACCAAACAUCGAGACUGCAAUCACCUACCUAACUGAACCUACAACUGUCAAGGAGUAUGUUUUAUGCAAGGCAAUGACCUCUGAAAAUGACCCUUUCGAACCGUGGUCGGAUGUGCAUGCACCUCCAAUGAUUCUGAAGAGGAAGGACAACUUCUUCAGAAACUACCUCUUCAGAUGUGCUGAUAACUCAGAAGUAGUCUUCUCCACAACAUAUAAAGGAAAAUAUAUUUGUGUGCCACUGAGAGACACUGAAGGGAGAGCUCUGGCAAUACUUGACAUUGACCUGGGGUCGAAACAUGAGCUCAUGGCCCAUGAGUACAGGAGCCUGCUGAAGAUGCUGCACAUUCUUAAUCAAGCCUGCACCAUAAUUGUAAAGAAAGCUACUGGGGCAGCAGGGACUUUGUCUGCAGCUUCUGAUCAUGAAUACGAAGACCGUGAGAAAGUACUGUUUCAUCAAUUAAUGUUGCAGGAAAUGACUGAAAAUAUCAGUCAUCUGACUGAGCAAGAACUUGAAGAGCUCAAGAGCUCUGGAGAUCCUCCACCAAUGGUGCAUAAGAUUUUUAAAAUUGUGUUCCAUCUUGUGAAACCAAAGAACAAUGUGGAAGUCCUCACCUGGAGCCAGUUCAAAGAGGAGCUGAAUAAUAAUUUGAUUCAACUAAUCUGCUCCUUUGAUCCCAUUAAAAUACUUGGUAAUAUAAAAACCACCCUUCUGAGACAGUACUUUAAAGGGCAGGUGCCUGACGUUAAAGCGGAGCAGAUCGAUCUCACGGCGGAGAUUUGCGCAGCGCAAUUGUUGUACGGCGAACGGCGGAGAGCGGGCCGGGGCGGAGUCGCCUCACGGCGAAGAGCGGGCCGGGGCGGAGUCGCCUCACGGCGAAGAGCGGGCCGGGGCGGAGUCGCCUCACGGCGAAGAGCGGGCCGGGGCGGAGUCGCCUCACGGCGAAGAGCGGGCCGGGGCGGAGUCGCCUCACGGCGAGCGGCGUAA